This is a messenger RNA of Zerene cesonia (dogface butterfly), 3109 nucleotides long. It is a transcript of the gene cd, whose product is annotated as peroxidase. NCBI's taxonomy places the organism in Eukaryota, Metazoa, Arthropoda, Insecta, Lepidoptera, Pieridae. The coding region runs from base 241 to 2667 and encodes 808 amino acids. Gene Ontology annotation, biological process: response to oxidative stress. Gene Ontology annotation, molecular function: heme binding; peroxidase activity. The transcript is spliced from 15 exons. The record is from RefSeq and is a predicted model, not a curated record.
GUAGGGAUAUCGUUGGGGUUAGUCAGUAGUCGGUAGUCGGUAGUCUGUAGUCUGUGUGGAGACUUCGCACACGCGAUUGGUUAUGUGCUUAAUUUAGAGUAACUUGUUUUUAAUGUGAGUAAAGUUUUAAAUUAUUUUACGGUGUGUUUAAAUAUAAUCUUUCGUUAUCAUUAUAUUUUAAUUAUUUCGAAAUUGUGAAAAUUGUGUGCCGUAUUAAAUAUUUAAAUUAAUACUGCAGCCAUGCAACGUGCCGGCAGCAGCUCAGAGGAGCGCACGCCGCUCGUGCAGCCCACUUAUGUGUUUGAGUCCAGUAUAUCCAGGAGCUACCAGAAGCGGCUGAGGAAGUUCCAGUGCGCUAUAUGCGUAAUACUGAUAGUGAUCCUCUCCGUAGCGAUGUUGGUGACGGUAUCCUACAACUUGAAUGGAGACGAAAUCAUCAGAACCACAGAACCGACGCCCGUGGUUAAUCUGUCUGGGACUAACCCAGAUUUAGCGCCCCUGUUACAGAUGACCUGGCCAUUAGAAGGACCACCGCCAAGGAAGUGGCCGUCCAAACCGCUCGCAAAAGAGGACAUAGCGGCCGCGGUUGCGCAGGGGAAUGACGCGUUGCGCAAGCGCAGCAUCAUGGAGAGCACCCUCAUUCCCCUGGACAACGACUCGCCAGCCUCGCGAGCUCAAAGGGCGGCCGCUACAUCAGCUGAUGUCAAACCCUUGGCGGACACCGCGUACGCAGCAGAACAAGCCACUAGGAUCCUUAUUAAUGAAACAGAAGCUCCCACAUAUGACGGCAGCGUGGGGAUAGGGCCAGACAUCAACGGAUCUUUCCCAGAGCCUCCAUACUGCAAGCCGCAGACAAGUCCAUGCGUGAUGUCCAAAUAUAGGAGUCAGGAUGGGACCUGCAACAACUUGCGGAAUCCCUUACGCUGGGGAGUGUCCAACACGCCCUUUAGAAGGGUGCUCCCGGCCGACUACGGUGAUGGUAUAAGUUCGCCCCGUACUGGCAAGUACGGACCGCUGCCCAGUGCUCGCGACGUGAGUGUCACAGUGCAUAGGCCGAGCUAUGCGCACGAUUCCGCCUUCACGGUGAUGCUGGCCGUGUGGGGGCAGUUCAUUGAUCAUGAUAUCACCGCUACUGCUCUUAGCAAGGGCGCCAACAGUUCCUCCCUUCAGUGCUGCAAGGCCAGUCAGCCACAACACCCAGAAUGUUUCCCGGUGGAGCUGGACAAAGAGGAUCCUUUCUAUCAGGACUAUAACAUCACUUGCAUGGAGUUCGUGAGAUCUGCGCCGGCGCCUACUUGCCACUUUGGUGCCCGCGAACAGCUGAACCAAGCGACCGCGUUCCUCGACGCCUCGGCUGUAUACAGUUCCGCGGCGCACAAGACGCUGCGCCUGCGCACGCGUGCGGGCGGCGCGCUACGCAUGCUGCGGGCGCGCGCCGGCGACCUGCUGCCGCCCUCCACCGACCCGCGGGACGGCUGCAACACGGUAGAGAUGAACGCCAAGGGGAGAUACUGCUUUGAGUCGGGUGACGACAGAGCGAACGAGAACCUGCACCUCACCACGAUGCACCUGAUCUGGGCGCGCCAGCACAACCGCGUCGCCGCGCACCUGCAGCGCCUCAACCCGCACUGGGAAGACGAGACAGUGUUCCAGGAGACGAGGAGACUGCUGGCUGCCCAGAUGCAGCACAUCACAUAUGCAGAGUUCCUGCCCGCUAUACUGGGUGUGGAUGUGAUGUGGGCGUUGAACCUGACGCUGCACAGCGACGGCUACUCCAGCGCGUACGACCCAACUAUUGAUCCCUCCAUCGCGAACCACUUUUCUGCAGCUGCUUUUAGAUUUGCACACACGUUACUACCGGGCCUGAUCCAGCACGUGGACUUGCAGACGGGCACAGUGAGCUACACGCAGCUGCACGAGAUGCUGUUCAACCCGUUCGCGUUGUACGCGCGGGACGCGGGCCGCGGCGCCGUGCGCUCCGCCAUGCGCACCCCCGUGCACAGCGUGCACCCGCACGUCACCGCUGAGCUCAGCAACCACCUGUUCGAACGUCCCAAAGGGAACUCCUCCCUCAGCAGCACCACAGACACCAUGGCCCACCCGUGCGGCUUGGACCUGGUGUCGCUUAACAUCCAGCGCGGGAGAGACCAUGGUCUGCCCGCGUACCCUGCCUGGAGAGAGCUGUGCGGUCUGCCGAGACCCACCAGCUUCCAAGACCUCCAGGGGAUCUUUGAUGAUAUGUCUUUGAGUCGGAUCUCGAAGAUUUAUAAGAGCGUAGACGACAUAGACCUAUACACCGGCGCCCUAGCAGAAGCCCCACGCGGGCGCUUGCUCGGGGCCACUCUCACGUGUCUGGUGGCGGACCAGUUCUACCGGCUGAAGGUAGCCGACAGGUUCUGGUAUGAGACCGACCAGCCGGACGUGCGGUUUACACUCCAACAAUUAUAUGAAAUACGCAAAACAACCCUGGCGGGUGUGAUCUGCGCGAAUGAGGAACUGCUCGACCAGGCACAGCCCAGGGUCAUGGAAGCCCUUAGUGCUACGAACCCUCUAGUAGAUUGCAAGGAACUGCCCCAACCCAGCUUCACCCCCUGGAAGGAAACACCCCCCAAGGACCUGGACAACAAGGAAACCAAAAUGGAUGGCAGGAAGAAUAGAAAAACGUAGUAGGAUUUUGUCUUUCGUUUUGAUUUGUAUGAGGAAAGUGUAGAGAUGAAUGGGUGUUUUUUUUUCGAUUGCUUGUUGUUUGGUUUUAAUGCUAUUUGUUACUUUUUUAUUUAAAGCAAUUUUUUUGAUAAAGUUUUCUUUUUUUGAAUUGAUUGAAUAUUAUGUGUGGUCUAAAAAAUGAAUUGUUUAUUUUGUUUUUAAUUAAAUUCAUCGAAAAUAUUCAGUAAAAAAGACAAGAUAUAUCUUAAUUUUACUUGUUAAUGUCACAUUCAUGUUCCUUUUUAAUAUUUUGUAAAAGAAGUUACCGUUAUUAGUUUACUUUAACUAUUACUUAACUAACAAAAAAAAAGUGGAGAUUUUCAAUUUCACUGUCUUUUUCUGUAUUUGUAUCUCAGUAUCAUUACUUAAACUGGGUGAACCAACCUUAAUGAUUUUUUUUUUA